AUGACUGCCCGACCUGCGUAUAACAAGCGCUUUGAGGGCGAUCUGAGCGUUACGUCGUUCGGCGGUGAAGGGUUAUCUCGAAGCGCAGGAUUGGCCGUCUUCGAGCUCAGUUCAGUAUCGUCGCGCAAGUCACAGAUUUCAGCACCUCAAUGUGAUUCUCGUUCUGUUGUCCAUUGUGCGGAAACGCUCGUCCGAAGCCCAAUGAUCGCAGUGAGACCAGAAUUCGACCCGCGAGCGUCUCGACCUGAAAUGGGCCCCUGGGGCGCCCACCCAUUCUGCAAGGACCCAGUGGUGUCGUCAGUCGGCGUCGUACCACUGCCGGAACAGCAACUCACCACCUUCAAGGGUGUAUCGCCGACAACACCUACCAAAUCGACGCACAAAGGAAUCAACGCAUGGCCGUUGCCAGAUGGUCACCAAUUCCCGAAGGUUUUCGUCCGCGUGCGCUCCCUGAACGACAUCGCCUCCGUGCAGAAGACGUGGGAUAGAGGCGGCUACCGGGGUGAGCUCGGUGCGACAUAUCCUGGAAAGGAUCCGGUGACAAGUGCUGGUGCCCGAUGUGUGCCCAUGUUCUCCGAAUCGAACCCUUCCUCCGAGAUCGUGCGUGUAGUCCUCGCAUCCCAGCCCAUUGCUCAGCGCUCAUCAGGAUUGUCAGGGGAGGAUUUCGACCGCUUCGUCGUCGUGGUGAGGGAGGGUACGAACGCGAGGACAACGCGUCGAGCGCUCUUCGUCUACAACUUCAUCUGCUUCUGCGCGUGGGCCUGGUUGUCAUUCAUUGUGACUGUCAUUACCCUCCUGCAGACCGCGCACUUCUGGUGGCCGUUUUUCAGCAGUUCUUCUGAUAUGUAG
Molecule: messenger RNA, 849 nt
Organism: Schizophyllum commune H4-8
Lineage: Eukaryota; Fungi; Basidiomycota; Agaricomycetes; Agaricales; Schizophyllaceae
Exons: 5
Coding region: 1-849 (282 amino acids)
Source: RefSeq, a predicted model, not a curated record